CGUGUUGAACUUUAUUCGAAUAGUUUGAAUUCGUGGAGGAGUGGCUGUUAUGAGCAGCCCCCAGACGGCAGAGCUGCUCUCCGGACUGCACGACUGGAUCAUGGGGAGCACCGUGGCCAAGUGUGCCGUCGCCGACCUGGGGAUCCAGUGGGUCGGCUGGGCUCUGGCUGCAGCCUUUAAAACCGAGAAGUUUUACGACCUCGCAGGCUCCGGUACGUUUAUACUGCUCGCUCACCUGAGCCGCAUCUGGGGAGGAGCUAACCAUACCCGUCAAAAGGUGCAGACGGGGUUGGUGACGGCAUGGGGACUCAGGCUGGGGACGUUCCUGUUUCUGCGGAUCUUGAAGGACGGUCAUGAUCGCAGGUUUAACAAUGUCAGAGAGAGCCCGGGGACUUUCUUCGUAUACUGGACGGUUCAAGCCGUGUGGGUAUUUAUGACCCUGCUGCCAACCCUCAUGCUGAACAGCGAGAAGCGUAAUGUGCCUCUGGGGGCCAGGGACUACAUCGGCUGGACUGUGUGGGGUCUUGGCUUCGCUACAGAAGCUAUUGCUGACCAGCAAAAGUGGCUUUUCAAGCGAGACCCAGAUAAUGCUGGGAAGUUCAUUCAGAGUGGGCUGUGGGCCUACAGCAGACAUCCCAACUAUUUUGGAGAGAUCCUGCAGUGGUCUGGGCUCUGGCUGUCGGCCUCGUCGGUGAUGAAGGGACCUCAGUAUCUGAGCGUGGCGUCGCCGCUGUUCGUCUGGUUCCUGCUGAACUACGUCAGCGGGAUUCCAAUCCUGGAAAAGCAAGCCAUGAAGAAGUGGGGAUCGGAUCCAGCCUUCCAAGAAUACAUCAAAAACACUCCUGUUCUCUGGCCGUGGCCAAAGUUUUGAUAUUUCCUCUUUUUGUUUCCAUCUGUCCAACACAAACUGCCCCCUUUGUAAUUUUGUGCACAAUUAAUUUCACCAAAUGACAAUGUUUACAUAAUAAAACUUAGCGUACUUCA
Molecule: messenger RNA, 984 nt
Organism: Oryzias melastigma (Indian medaka)
Lineage: Eukaryota; Metazoa; Chordata; Actinopteri; Beloniformes; Adrianichthyidae
Exons: 5
Coding region: 50-871 (273 amino acids)
Biological process (GO): lipid metabolic process
Cellular component (GO): membrane
Molecular function (GO): oxidoreductase activity, acting on the CH-CH group of donors
Source: RefSeq, a predicted model, not a curated record